AGUGGCGGCCGUGGAAGUGACGAACGUGUUCUGUGCGGCUCCUUCACGUGCCGCUUUCCGGUAGAAAGUCAGCUCGUGCCCAGAUCCAACAACUUUUGAAAUAAAUAAGGGGUGCAUGCACAUGGCAACUCGGCGACCAGCGAGCUUAGAAGGAAACACCACCUAAUGUCAGCUUGCAGACUGGGUGGAUGCUCAAUCGCUCAGAGCUAAGAGGAAUUACUUCCAAAGGAUUGAGCUGCCUUGCCCUCCAUGGUGUCCGUGUUGUUUUGCUCUCCCAGGGGCUCGGAUGGCUCAGCCGCCUCCAGGCCCACGCUUUGUGCUCAGAGGUUCCAGUGCUGCUGUCCAUGCGCUGCGUUUUUCCUGCGGAGGUGAAGAACCUGCCGUCCCCAUUCUCUUCUCUGGGUCUGAGAAUGGGUUUAUCCAUGUCUGGAACCUGAAAACUCACAGAGUGGACGCGGCCCUGGAUGGUCAUGGAAGAAAAUCUGUCUUCUGGUUGGAAAAAAUGGAUGGUGAAGACAGGCUCCUGAGUCAAGGUCGUGACCAGAGGAUCUGCCUGUGGGAUUUAGCAGAGGGACGGACUGCAGUGACGGAUUCUGUCUUCACGGAGAACGUGGGAUUCUGCAGAAGCUCUCUGUUGAAGGUGGCACAGGGACGCUGGCUGAUGGCCACGGCAGCCAAGGCCCUGGAGGAGGUUCAGGUUUUGGAGCUACCAUCCAAGACGUCAGUCUGUACCUUGAAGCCAGAGAUGGGUGCCAAGCUGGGCAUGCCCAUGUGUCUGAAGUUAUGGCAGGGCAGCUGUGGUUCACAACCGUCGCUUCUGGCCGGCUAUGAAGAUGGAUCGGUGCUCCUUUGGAAUUUGUCAACGGGGAAAGUGUUGAGCCAACUUAUUUGCCACCAGGAGCCGGUGAUGAGCCUUGACUUUGACUCAGAGAAGGCCAAAGGGAUCUCGGGCUCAUCUGAAAAGGUGCUUAGCAUCUGGAGCCUCAAUGAGCAACAGAACCUGCAGGUUCAGAAAACGCACAGACUUGUCAAUGCUGGCAUAUCUGAUAUCACCAUCCGUCCAGACAAGAAGAUUUUAGCAACAGCAGGGUGGGAUCAUCGCAUCAGGAUCUUUGGCUGGAAAAAACUGAAGCCCUUAGCAGUGCUGGACUACCACACCGCAACUGUCCAUUCUGUGUCCUUCUCAGACCACAGCAGCCCCACUGACAGACUGCUGGCAGCUGGUGCAAAGGAUCACCGCAUCAGCAUCUGGUCCAUAUACACUCAGACAUGACACGUUUGCACUGUCAUGCACUGGGAAGUAGGAUCGAUGAAGCCAUUCCUUACACAGUACCUCAAACCUGGACCUUGUGAAGUAGCAGAACUUUUUUCCAGGCAGAGGUGAGUGUCUGGAAAUUGCUAGAUUAAAAUUCUGUGCUGACUGUUCAUGUGGAAAGUUCCGUCUCCCAUGGAGGGGAGUUGACUUCUAAAACUUACAACAGGCGGAGCAAGGCCAGUCAUGAACAGUGACAGAGGACGAGUUGCUGAGUUUUGCUGCAGGUUUUGCAACAGCUUUUUCUUUGGCAUAUUGCUAAAAUACCUUGGGCCAAUUUCUGGAAAAAGAACUGGAAUUUCUCAGCCUUCUGUGGGAGCAGAAUGUCUCUGCUCGUAAGUCACUUGUGUAUCUAACAAUCUGUAUCAGUGUAAAAUACCUCUCUUCUGUGAGAACUUACACCCAUUAAACCAGCUCCAGUGGUUUUU
Messenger RNA from Lagopus leucura (white-tailed ptarmigan), 1740 nucleotides. It is a transcript of the gene GNB1L, whose product is annotated as G protein subunit beta 1 like. The record is from RefSeq and is a predicted model, not a curated record. Gene Ontology annotation, molecular function: protein binding. NCBI's taxonomy places the organism in Eukaryota, Metazoa, Chordata, Aves, Galliformes, Phasianidae. The transcript has 8 exons. Bases 287 to 1273 code for a protein of 328 amino acids.